AUGAUCAGCGCCUCAAUGGGUGAAGCAUCUAAUAAGAGUGGUAAUGGCCAAUCAUCGGAUGGAAUGCAAAGCAUGCAGAAAGCGAGUGAUAUCACGAAAACUAUUGAUACAGGCAUUUAUAUCCGACAAGAAAGUGUCGAGGUUGAAGAGACGGAAUUAGUUGAAGAGAGCACAGUUGGGCAAGUGAUUGUUGGAGACGAUCAGGAAUAUUAUUUGAUUGUGAGCUUAAAUGGACCUGAUGUUGAUAUCGGAAGAAUAGAUAACGUUCAAAUCUUAAGAAAUGAUGAUGGUACAGAGACGGUACUACUGGAAAUAGAUGAGCUCAAUGAAUCAGAAAUUCCAUCUUCCCAUUACAGAAAACAAAAUGAUUCUUAUCAUGGUAUGGAAAUCGUAGAUAUCGAUAAACAUGAUAAAAUUAUGCAACAGCUGUUCGGCAACUCGGCUGGUUAUGAUCCGUAUCAACUAGGACGAUAUAGGAGAAACCGUGUGUACGGUACUUAUUCAUGUCCGGAAUGCGACCAAACUUUCAUCAAUACCGCUCGACUGGAAAGACAUUUAGCAGUUCAUCAGAUCUCUGGUUCGUUUCAAUGUCCAUUGUGUCAAAAAGUCUACAAAUAUGAAUAUAAUCUGUUUUAUCAUUGGCGUCGAACAUGUCAUGAACUGAGCGAACUGAUACCAGCUGAAAGAAGAAGGACAAUGGAUGUUAACAUUUUGCGAUCAAUGGUAUUAAAAUUUGCAAGGAAAAAAGCGGAUGAAGCACCACCACCUGUGAUGAAAAUAGGUAUUAAUCCGAACUUACUCUUCAGAUCGGACACAUUUGGUCUCAUCGAUAUGCAAGCUCCUCUAAAUACUCAAAAUAAUGUGUGUUCGGGUAUUCCAUGCAGGCAGUGUGGUGUGAAAAUAUCCAAUUCUGUAAUUCAAUGGCACAUUGCCAUGCAUCGAGGUAUUAUUCCUGUAGAUGCUCGAAGCGGUGGAGGUGAACAUUUUUGCAGCCUCUGUGGGCAAAUAUUUCGUCAACAUUAUAGUUUAAUUAAACAUUGGCGAAGCAGUUGCAACGAGAUACAAUCACGUCUUUCCGAUACUCGAGAUUUAUCUAUGGAUGACGAGACAUUGAAGGAUAUGGUAACAGAUAUAAUGCGCGAAUUAGGUGAAGAAUAUUCUCAGCGAUUCGGUGGGAUUUCACAAGAAGGUGGAGAUGUAGUAUCAUCUCAGGAUCUGUUUCUUUCCGCAGAUAAAGACAAGGACUUAUCAGUGGUUGAUUAUCGGCAAGAUGGACUUACUGGUCGUUUUUUAUCUCAUGAAAUGUUAACACAUUUGGAUGCCGGUGAUGAACCCGAAAUAGUUGACACAGAGGGACAUAGCGUUUCAUGGAGUUAUUUAGAUCAGGUGACUGGAGAUGCAGGUCCUAAUGAGCCAAAUCCUGUGCGUACAAAAUGGUCUUCUACUCAUGGCAUGGUGCAGUGUUCAGUAUGCUCCCGUACUUUUGUUAAUAUGGCAAGAUUAGAGAGGCAUAUUGCGGGUUUUCAUGCUACCACUGGAUCACAUCCAUGCGUUCUUUGUGGUAACCGCUUCAAAUACGAUUAUAAUCUUCUUUCGCAUUAUCGCCGUUCUUGUCCAUAUACGAAGUUAUAUAUUGAUUCAGAGAAAAGGGAACAGUUUGAUGCCCUUACACUGCGUCGUGCAGUAAGAGCACUGGCGCAGAGAAAUUUGCAGUUGUCCUCAGCGCAGAAAAAAAUGAUUGCUAAUAAACGUGAAGUUUUGGAUAGUUCAGUGGUAUCUAUUCCUCAUUUUCGCACAAGACCACCAUUUGAACUAAUGGUUAUGCGGCCGGAUCUACCGAACGGAAAAUCAUGUCCUGUUUGUGGAGUGGUAUUUUACGGUGGACGUGCUGUCGAGCGUCAUGUAAAAGCUGUCCAUCCUUCGGAAGUGCGCCAUUACUUUCUAAGCGAUACAAGGAAAGAAACAGAAACAGCUGUAUCUGGCCGACAGCGCUGUGCAGAAACCGCAGAUAGGUCGGGAAAUACUUUAAAGCAGACAGAUGAUACUGAUAACGUCGAACCUCCUCCUACACUUGCACCCGAAGUACCUAUUCAGGAGCCAGUGGUGGCAACGGAGCCUGUCGUUCGUCGCGUUUGUCGUAUUGAUGAGGAUCCCGAUGGGAAUCAAAUUUUCAUCGAUGAAAACGGAGAAGUUAUCGAAUUAGGAGAGGAUGAGGAGGUGCAAAUCCAGUUUGAUGAUAUUGAAAGCGUCCAGCAUUUAUUUGAAACUGGUCAACUUACUAUGGCGAAUGAUGAACAGGCAAUUAUUUUGGAAGGGAAUUUAAAUGAUUCGAAAUAUUGCUAUAAUGUGAACUAUGGUGACAAUAAUACCUCGAUUUUACCAACCGGUGGUGGUACACGUUUUGUGGAGGGUGAAAAAGAUGGAGAUAACAGAGAAGCACGAAAACAAGAGUUUGAAGGAAAUCCACAACAUUAUGAUUUCGGUACUACAACUGAACCGAUGAAAUCUGACCCGAGCUGA
This is a messenger RNA of Cercopithifilaria johnstoni, 2520 nucleotides long. Lineage: Eukaryota; Metazoa; Nematoda; Chromadorea; Rhabditida; Onchocercidae. The record is from the annotation of a GenBank genome assembly.